Messenger RNA from Fusarium musae, 2067 nucleotides. RefSeq lists its product as uncharacterized. Lineage: Eukaryota; Fungi; Ascomycota; Sordariomycetes; Hypocreales; Nectriaceae. The record is from RefSeq and is a predicted model, not a curated record. The coding region runs from base 1 to 2067 and encodes 688 amino acids. Gene Ontology annotation, biological process: regulation of transcription by RNA polymerase II; DNA-templated transcription. Gene Ontology annotation, molecular function: DNA-binding transcription factor activity, RNA polymerase II-specific; RNA polymerase II cis-regulatory region sequence-specific DNA binding; zinc ion binding. The transcript has 4 exons. Gene Ontology annotation, cellular component: chromatin.
AUGCAGCUCCCUGCUGCCGUUCCCCAGACAGUGGAUGAACAAGUACAACAUCAACCAAGUGCAGAAGAUGGUCAAUUCGUUCCCAGCUUCCUUUCACCACAGAUGCUCGACAGCGGCGUCGACUUUGACACCCACUUCCGCGAAUUCACCAGUUUCCUCGACGGCGUCGGCCUUUCUGCCGAGUGGAGCCCUUUCUUUGGCGACCCUGACAGGCAUGAGGAACCACCCAUCGAUCCCGCGCUUACACAAGACACUGAUGAAGAGACUUCGCCUCGACAAGGAGCGCCGACCAGAGCCGGGACGCCUUUCAGCUCCUGGCUUCCUUCUGCACCGACGGGUAAUCGGAUAUCCAACUACGUCUCUGACACAGACAAUCCAAGGGCUGUUGAUCCAGAAACACGACCAUUCAAAGUCACUGAAGAGCAAAGAUCAAAGCUCAAAGCAUCCAUCCUAGACUACUCCCAUCUCCUUGACCCCACUUUCUGUGUUCCUUCGAGACACGCUCUCACGCGUUACGUGACUUCUUUCUUCGGGGGCUUUCAUACACAUAUGCCAUUCAUCCACAUCCCGACAUGGCAGAUCAACGAUCACUCACCGGAGCUGAUAUUCGGUAUCGCCGCUAUUGGAGCGCAGUACUGCUUCGAGUCGAAGGUGUCAGAAAGACUUUUCUUCGCCGGAAAAGCCCUGUUGAUGGAGAGGUUAAGAAAGGGCUCGGACUCAUACGGUCUCUCAACGCUUCCCAUACCACAUGUCACUUCACAGAAUGGUCGGCGAGCUGAUACGGAGGCUGAUUCGGCAGUGGAGACCAUCAGGGCCUUGAUCACCCUCAUGGGCUUUGCGACUUGGGAACCGAAAGCACCCAUGGUGCAGGAGUCCUUCGUGUUGCAAGGCAUUCUCACUCAGAUCCUUCGAAACUCUGGCCUUGAAGACGUCGAUGAGCCCGUAUCACCAACGCCAUCGGAUCAGCCAAGCGACGGCAACUCACUGUGGCACGAAUGGAAGACGUGGAUCAAGCAAGAGUCAAACAGGCGCUCGAAGCUCAUCGGCUUCUCAUUCCUUCAUACUCACAGCAUCGCAUACAACGUCUAUCCAACACUCCGUAGUAACGAGAUUGGUCUUCGGUUGCCUUGCUCCACGAAGGAAUGGAAAGCUCCGACACCAGCGCUAUGGCGCGCUGCCACAAAAGAGAUUCAAGAGCCACAACUGUUCUUCCGAGAAGCGCUAUCAUCACUUCUUAAGAACAAGAAUGACACUGCGCCAUUAUUGCCGAUUCCUACGCCAUUGGGUAACUAUGUCCUUCUCCAUGGACUACUGCAGAGAAUACACAUCGUACGGGAUCUGAGCCUUCCAGUCACCAACUCGGCUGUCCUUCCCAGUGAAGAGGUUGAGAAACUCGAGCGAGGGUUGCGCUCGUGGACUUCGUGCUGGCAACAAGCACCAGAGUCAACCCUCGACCCAAACAACGAGAACGGACCCAUCCCCUUCACUUCCAGUUCCCUUCUGUCGCUAGCCUAUGUGCGCAUAUACCUACACUUGGGUCCAUACAGACAGCUUGAGACACGGGAUCCCCAACGUAUCGCCAAUGCCAUCGCAAGCAGCCCCGAUAUCGAGCGAAGUGACGGCGUUAUUGCUGCACUCCUCUACUCAGCGCACAUGAUUGGUAUCCCGGUCAGACUUGGAGUUGAUCGAGUCGCUAGAAGCCAGGCUUUCUUCUGGAGUGUGAGACACUCUCUAUCUGGUCUGGACUGCGCAGUAUUGCUGAGCAAGUGGUUAUCAAAGCUCGGAGAAACAAUUGCCGAACACCCUCUGAGUGACAGCGAAGACAGGAUCUUACACUGGGUCAGGUGUAUCGUCGAGGAGGCAUACACUGUCGUCGAUUUUGAUCAAGGCGUUGAGACUGAUAAUCCAAGUCUUCUCGACUUCCGACAUCCAAGCAAUUUGUGUCUGGCAGUUUUGAAGAUUUGGGCACAUUUUUUCAAGAGUAACACGCAAUGGCCAUUCAUCAACAUCAUUGGCGUUGGGCUGGAAAAGUAUCGGGAAAUACUCAUUUACAAGAGCAUCAGUUGA